CCGGGAUCCGAUUAUAUACCAAUGAGAGACGAGGUACUGAAAAGUAACGCCAAUGUAACUGUUGCUAUGGAUGGUACUGGCGACUACAAGACCGUCAUGGAAGCUAUCAUAGCGGCACCCAUGAAUAGCAAACUUAGAUACAUCAUUUAUGUGAAGAAGGGCAUCUAUAACGAAAUUGUCAAAAUUGAGAAAACGAAAACAAACUUAAUCAUUAUAGGCGAUGGUAGAGAUGACACUAUUCUCAGUGGUAAUUUAAAUGCCAAUGAUGGUAUUAGAACCUAUGAUUCUGCAACUUUAGGUGUGAAUGGAAAUGGGUUCAUGGCCCAAGAUAUUUGUAUCCGGAACACGGCUGGACCGGCGAAAGGACAAGCCGUAGCUCUCCGAGUGAGCGCUGAUGCGGUAGUCAUUCAUCGUUGCCGAAUUGAGGCGUAUCAAGAUUCAUUGUAUGCUCAUUAUGGCAAGCAAUUUUAUAGUGAAAGCUAUAUCAGUGGCACCGUAGACUUCAUUUGUGGACAUGCAACGGCAGUGUUUCAACAUUGUCAAAUUGAAGCACGGAAGCCGAAGUUUGGACAAAGCAAUGUGAUAACAGCCCAUUCACGUACCAAACCAAGUGAUAACUCAGGGUUUUCAAUCCACAAAUGCAACAUAACAGCAAGUUCCGAACUCGCGCCGGUUAGAGGAACUAUAAAGACCUAUCUUGGAAGACCAUGGGGAAACUUCUCUAGAGUUAUAUUUCUAGAAUCGUUCAUGGAUGCUCUGAUUGAUCCAGCGGGUUAUAUCCCGUGGAACAAGAGCGAUAUCGAAACUUUAUCUACCUUAUCCUACAUCGAGUACAAGAACAAAGGCCCAGGAGCAGUUACAACCAAUAGAGUCCACUGGAAAGGAUUUAAAGUUAUGACGGAUCCGAAAGAGGCGAUCAAAUUUACAGUUGGAAAGUUUAUAAAUCAAGAUUUUUGGUUGAACUCGACUGGAGUCCCGUAUGAAGAUGGUCUCUGAAUAUUGUACGAAUUAUAAGAUAUGAAUAAAAAAUUAUUUGAUAU
Molecule: messenger RNA, 1040 nt
Organism: Arabidopsis arenosa
Lineage: Eukaryota; Viridiplantae; Streptophyta; Magnoliopsida; Brassicales; Brassicaceae
Source: the annotation of a GenBank genome assembly